CAGCCCAGCAGGCUGUACUGACUUGUGGAGGCAGCCGGGGCAGCAGCCUCUGCUACGAGGAAGCCUGCUGGGUUGGGCAGGGGCAGGUGUCUCCAACCCCUAGAGAAGGAGAAGACCCUAGUGGACCCCAGCCCCUGGGGUUGUCUCAGGGGGCCACAGAACUGCACCAUGUGGGCCCAGGGGUGCUGCCGGUUCUGGUCCCGCUGGGGACAGGUGGUGGCGCUGCUGCUGUUGCUGCUCGGGGUGCCCCCGCAAGGCGGGGCACUGCCCCCCAUCCGCUAUUCCCACGCUGGCAUCUGCCCCAACGACAUGAACCCUAAUCUCUGGGUGGAUGCCCAGAGCACCUGCAAGCGGGAAUGUGAGACGGACCAGGAGUGUGAGACCUAUGAGAAGUGCUGCCCCAAUGUGUGUGGGACCAAGAGCUGUGUGGCAGCCCGUUACAUGGAUGUGAAGGGGAAGAAGGGCCCAGUGGGCAUGCCCAAGGAGGCUACAUGCGACCACUUCAUGUGUCUGCAGCAGGGCUCCGAAUGUGACAUCUGGGACGGCCAGCCCGUGUGUAAGUGCAAAGAUCGCUGUGAGAAGGAGCCCAGUUUCACCUGCGCCUCCGAUGGGCUUACCUACUACAAUCGCUGCUACAUGGAUGCAGAAGCCUGCUCCAAAGGCAUCACGCUGGCCAUUGUCACCUGCCGCUACCAUUUUACCUGGCCCAACACUAGCCCCUCACCACCUGAGACUACCGUGCACCCCACUACGGCCUCCCCGGAGACCCCUGGGCUGGACAUGGCAGCUCCGGCCCUGCUUAACCACCCCGUGCACCAGUCAGUCACCAUGGGUGAGACUGUGAGCUUCCUCUGUGAUGUGGUGGGCCGGCCUCGGCCUGAGAUCACAUGGGAGAAGCAACUAGAAGAUCGAGAGAACGUGGUCAUGCGGCCCAACCACGUGCGUGGUAACGUGGUGGUCACCAACAUUGCCCAGCUGGUCAUCUACAAUGCCCAGCCUCAGGAUGCCGGCAUCUACACCUGCACAGCCCAGAAUGCCGCCGGGGUCCUGCGGGCCGACUUCCCGCUGUCAGUGGUCAGGGCUGGCCAGGCUACGGCCAGCUCGGAGAGCAGUGUGAAUGGCACAGCCUUCCCCUCAGCCGAAUGCCUGAAGCCCCCUGACAGUGAGGACUGCGGUGAGGAGCAGACCCGUUGGCACUUCGACGCCCAGGCCAACAACUGCCUCACCUUCACCUUUGGCCACUGCCACCGUAACCGCAACAACUUUGAGACCUACGAAGCCUGCAUGCUGGCCUGCAUGAGCGGCCCGCUGGCCGUGUGCAGCCUGCCUGCCCUACAGGGACCCUGCAAGGCCUACGCACCACGCUGGGCCUACAACAGCCAGACGGGCCAGUGCCAGUCCUUUGUCUACGGUGGCUGUGAGGGCAAUGAAAACAACUUCGAGAGCCGCGAGGCCUGCGAGGAGUCCUGCCCCUUCCCACGGGGGAACCAGCGCUGCCGGGCCUGCAAGCCAAGGCAGAAGCUCGUUACCAGCUUCUGUCGGAGCGACUUUGUCAUCUUGGGCCGAGUGUCAGAGCUGACUGAGGAGCCCGAUGUGGGCCGUGCCCUGGUGACUGUGGAUGAGGUCCUCAAGGAUGAGAAGAUGGGACUCAAGUUCUUGGGCCGGGAGCCACUGGAGGUGACUCUGCUCCACAUGGACUGGGCCUGUCCCUGCCCCAAUGUGACGGUGGGCGAGACAUCACUUAUCAUCAUGGGUGAGGUGGACGGCGGCAUGGCCAUGCUGCGGCCUGACAGCUUCGUGGGAGCGUCAAGCACCCGGAGGGUCCGGAAGCUGCGUGAGGUCAUGCACAAGAAGACCUGUGACGUCCUCAAAGAGUUACUGGGUUUGCACUGAGGUCCCCACCCUCCCCUGGCCCCCACCCUGGCCCUCUUCCAUCUACCCAUCCCCCACUGCCCCACAGUCAACAAACUGGGCAAGGUCAGAUUAGACACUUGGGCUGACGAGGAAGCAUCAACCAACAUCAGAUAAAUGCCACCAGAGGGUCCAGAUCAACUUCUAGUCUUUGGGUCCAAUAAUGGGUCUAUAUUGCUUUUUCAGCUGAAAGGGACAACAGUAGAUGUUUAUAGGUACACACAAGUUAUUCCUGACAGCCAGUCGGCUCAGAUAUUA
This is a messenger RNA of Orycteropus afer afer, 2169 nucleotides long. RefSeq names its product WAP, follistatin/kazal, immunoglobulin, kunitz and netrin domain containing 2 (gene WFIKKN2). Gene Ontology annotation, biological process: negative regulation of transforming growth factor beta receptor signaling pathway. Gene Ontology annotation, cellular component: extracellular region. Gene Ontology annotation, molecular function: receptor antagonist activity; transforming growth factor beta binding; serine-type endopeptidase inhibitor activity. Lineage: Eukaryota; Metazoa; Chordata; Mammalia; Tubulidentata; Orycteropodidae. The record is from RefSeq and is a predicted model, not a curated record.